AUGACAAGAACACUAUACGAAAGGCUUACUGGAAAGCGGCAGAUUCGCCUAAUGAAUUUGCACCCAGGAAGGCCGUCGGAUCCUGUCUCAUGCCAUCUAACGCUAGAGGACCUCAACACGUCGCUAGAAUAUAGUGCUCUUUCUUACGAAUGGAAGAUAAACAACGGAUUUGCCAACACAGCUUGCGGGGGUACCAGCCUCGAAGUCGCCCACAAUCUAGCAGCAGCACUUAUAUCCCUGCGACGUUUUGACCGCCCAAUGGUCUUCUGGAUCGACGCGGUCUGUAUCAAUCAAAAGGAUCAAAUAGAGAAAUCAAAGCAAACCCCUCUCAUGCAUGACAUUUACGCUACAGCAAAGUCGGUCCUUAUCUGGCUAGGUCCCAGCUUCCGAGGCGUCAAAGCCGCAUUCGACGUGUUGCCAUAUCUUGCAAUGGUGGGAGUUGAACGACAUACAACCGGAAAGCCAGACACCGAAAAUCUGGAAGACAUACUGUCGAGUAAUAUCAAAGAGCGCCCAAAUCAAGGUUCUAUCAUUCAACUUCAAAAUGAUCUUGUAUUUAUGACGCAUGAUAGGGAUGCUCUUCUUAUGCAAAUACUCAAACGACACCCAGAGCUUGAUGACGAUGUGAUUUUUAGGUUUGACGACCAUGAGACAUGGGCAGCAAUUGAUAGAUUAUUUAGCGACUCGUACUUUCAACGGUCAUGGAUCAUCCAGGAAGUGGCAGUGACCGAAGCCGUUUACGUGUUUUGCGGUUCACAUAGCAUCCACUGGGAUAUUUUUCGAAUGGCCUUCGAAGGCCGGUCUAAGAUGACUUUCCAGUCUCAGAAGGGAUUACAGAGCUAUAUUCCCUAUUCAAAGGAAACAAAUCCUCGGGACCGUGUCUACGCCGCUCUCGGAAUCAUCAAGCCACAAUCACUUUGUCGAGAUAUAGUGCCGGACUACAGAAAAGACGUUGAAGAUAUCUUCUAUGAAGCCGCUUGUCAUAUAAUACGACUAAGAAAAGAUCUCUACCUUUGGUCAAGCAAAACCCUGAUGUCUCGGAGAGCAAUGCCCAAGCUUCCAUCCUGGGUACCGGAAUGGACAAUGGCACCUUGCGAAGAGGCCCUUGAAUUUGCCGUACCGGAAUUCAGCCGGUGUCUCUCGUGCAAUCCUCUCAUUGACGGCAAAUCUCUCUUCAUUGAUGGACAUUUGCUUGACGAAAUAGACACCAUAUACCCGAUCAAGGAUCCAAAAGACGUGGUUGAGAUUUCCGUGAUUUCCGUCGGACUAGAAGAGUGGCUCAAGAAUCACGAUAAAACCAUGUUUAGUGCCUACUGUGGUGAUCCACAAAAUCUGACGAGCCAGAAAAUACCAUGUGGUGCAGCGUCUAGUGACCGACUUCAAGAGGAAAUCAAAAUCGAGGCAAGCCAGCUCCUUUCUAAGUUUCGCAACUUACCACCAAUCAUAGCGAGCAUCCUCCGUAUCUGGCUCUUAAAACCAGUCACUCCGAUGACAGCAUUCAGCUCAAUAUCGAGGCACUCUGGGUAUCGCCUGUUCCUUGCCGCGCUCUAUAUACUACCGAGACUGGCAUUCCGCCAAGUGAAUGUUCCGAAGGGGCUCCCUAAAGAAUUCAAUGUAUGGAUUAUGUUAGCCAUUAUUUUAUACUAUGAGAAAAAGUUGAUUCCAAUAUCCAUGGAGCAUUAUAGGACUUAUAAUGAAUUCAGGGGAAUGCUAGUGGAAGAUCGCUUCUUUGUCACGAAAAAGGAAUUUUUUGGUUGUGCACCAGCUGAAGCAGUGAAGCAAGGCCAGAUAGUUGCUAUUCUUGGAGGAGCGUAUGUUCCUGACCUUCUUGAAAAGUGCGAGGGCUAUUAUAAACUCAUUGCCCACGCGUACGUGGAAGGAAUCACAAAUUAG
Messenger RNA from Venustampulla echinocandica, 1893 nucleotides. RefSeq lists its product as uncharacterized. The transcript is spliced from 4 exons. NCBI's taxonomy places the organism in Eukaryota, Fungi, Ascomycota, Leotiomycetes, Helotiales, Pleuroascaceae. Bases 1 to 1893 code for a protein of 630 amino acids. The record is from RefSeq and is a predicted model, not a curated record.